GAGUUCCGGUGCGCGAGGUUUGUUUUCGAAGAAGGCGCAGCAAAGUGGAUGUUUGACUCUUAUUAAAACUUCUCUAUCAUCGUGGUUUUAAUUAUUUGCCGGCAACAUUUUGUCAGGAGUGUCAUCACGAUAUGAAAGUCAACACUCUCGUACACUUACCAUGGUGUGCUACAUAACAAACUUUAGGGAUUACAUAAAUCAACUGGAAUGGAUUUACCCUCAAAAAACAUGUACGACACAUAUAAAGAUGAAAUCUGGCAAGAGCUGGGACCCCUGGACCCUGACUGGUUUGAGGCACUGACAGCUCAAACGUUCACUAACGAGGGAAAUGCCUCUGAUCAAGAUGACCUGUGUGCCAACCAAGAGGGACAUUUUAAAACCCCUUUUGACAGAACUGUUGUAGAAAGUCAGCUGUUUUCAACCCCCAAAGUCUUUAGGCAAAGGCGAGUUGUGUCUCCUGAAACUGAGGAUGAGCAGUCGUUUGCUGUUGAACAAGAAAAAGAAACAUUGCCAUGGACAGCAACACAAAGUCCAUAUUUGUUUCGGAUGUCAAAAGAGGGGAGCCGAGGUGCAAAAUAUGAAGGUUUCCCCCCUCAGAGUCAGGACAGUUUUGAUCUGCUUCAUACUCCACAAAAAACCCCAGUCAGCUAUGGCAAGCGUGUAUCUGAAAGUCUCGGAGCACAGAUUCAUUGUGACAUGUCAUGGACCAGUUCUCUGAAUACUCCACCACCAUCCACCUUGAUUUUAUCCAAAACCGAUGAGAGUCCCUGUCCAGUGAGUCUUUCUGACGAAAAAAAUGUUGUUUUGGUACGGAAGCUUUUCCCUUCUCUUUCAAAUGCAUCCAGAGUUGGAGUUGUGUCGCCCAACAAGAAGGACAUACCUAAUUUUCACCAAGGUGGUGUUUUCUCUGAGCCUGGCCAGAAUCCAGAUUCCCACCAUUCCCCCCAGAGUUCACUGAAUCAUCUUGACACUGUUUGGAAACAGACACUACCAGAUGCUAUUGAGGAUGGAGAUACACGCAGAACUAUAGCAAGUGUUCUUGAUGGCGCUGAAAAUGAUCUCUCUAUAUUUUUUACCAACUGUAGUUCAGCACUCAGAAAAGUAAAAACUGAAAGAAUCAAAAGAAAGCAAAUCCUCCCGACAAAAGAACAUGACUGCAGCUCUGCGGACACCUCACCAACAAGCAGUGCUGCGUCCAGUGAACAGAGAACAGCUGAUCAGGCGCCUUGCAGGCUUCCCUCACCCCCACCAGUAAAAACUGGAACGGUUGGAAUCACCCAGUGGUCUCCACUGAGUUUAUCUGAGAUUUCACAUUGUACUGUGGAUACUUCUUUCCAUCAUAAUACCCCUGUUAAACAAGUGGAAAACAAUAUUUUAAGAGAACAACUGCAGAGUGAUGCUGGCCAGCUAGUCAUGCCACCGAAGAAACUAACAGACUCUGGAUUCACUAAGAAAAAGAGAACAUUUGUGUACUCUGUUGUUAAGACUUCAAAAACGCAGGUUCCAGAAAAAGAAACACCGUCUCGGAAAAUGGACUCAUCCCCAGGGAUUCCGGACUUCUCUGGACAAGAAGUUAAUGUGAAGCAGUUGAGGAAAUCCCCAGAUGAAGCAGACGGUUGCAGUAAUGGGAAGAAUGAGAUGCAAAAACAGGGAAAUCUCGCUGAAGAAAAUCUACCUCCCUCUGUACAAGCAAAAGUCCCGGAUCUGGACAUGUCGCAGCUUUGUAAAGAUUUUGCUCAAGACUUUAGUCAAAUGUCAGACCCCGUCAAACUAAGUAGAAUAGCAGAGGAUCCUCCCCAAAAUGACUUCUCUCCAUCAGCCUGUCUGUCAGCCUUGAAACAAGCUAAGAAGAAAGUAAUGCAAGUUCACUAUGACUGUGAUGCCGUCAGUAACAGAAGACAGGUUUCUACCACUAAUCAAAACAACCCCAUUGAUGAGGGCGGGAUAAUUGACAGUGGAUUCCAGUCAGCUGUUGUAGAUAACACUCAUGUGGCCACAUCAUCGUUUCUUCUUCCAAGCUCAAAGAUCAAUAGUCAAAGUCAACAGUGGACUGGCUUUAAGACUGAUAUCGACAGGACCAGUCCUUUCACAUCUACACAUAAAGGAAACGGAGAAGCACAUUUGGAUGAUAUUUUACCAGUAGCUGAAAUGCAUGGCAAGCUGUCCAGUGCAAUCAAGGAAAGACAGACACUGCGUCCCGGCAGCGAGACACAACUACCCAGCAAUGCAAAAGGAACUGUUGAUAAAAGGAAUUGCAUUCCGCUUAAUGGUCAAGUUCAUGGGAGUCUGCUAGAGAAAACAGUUUAUCUUCCUUCCGUCCAUGCAUCGGGAUUCAAAACCGCUUCAAAUAAGGGUAUACACAUUUACUCAGCCAACCUGGAGAGAGCCAAACGUCUGUUAGAAGAGACUAAGGAAGAAAUGACUUUAAGUGACCAGCCUACACAAUGUGCACAUGAUACUAAAGUUGAAAUGAGCAUGAGUGAUGGAUCAGCGAAAAAUCCAACCAUUAACUCAAACCAACCACUAUCUUUAAGUGAAAAAGAUGCGGAUGUCAGUUGCCAGUUAACAGCUUCACAGAAAGCUGAUGUGACUGAGCUGUGCACUCUCUUGGAAGAAGCAGACAGCCAGUUUGAAUUAACACAGUUUAAAACCGCGAAGCUGAAACCACACUGUCAAGAUAAUGCCACGCCCCCCAAAGAAGUUGACAAAGAGCUUGACCCGGAUUUUCUUUCAGGUAUAGAUUUUGAUGACAGUUUUAGUUCGGAAGCUGAAAAGCACCUGGCCGUAACUGUGAUUCAUGAGAAAAUGGCCUUAGUUUCAGAUGGUAAACCAAACAGUGACACAUCUAACAUCACAAGUAAAUCCACAGGUUUGCCAUUGUCGAGUGCAAUGAAAACAGAGAAUUCCUCUCCUGAAGAUGUGUCUUUCUCUUCAAAGCACAUCUCUGAAGACAGUGGCGGUAUUCUGUCAGCUGAACCCAUAAGUCUUGACAGACAUGGGCAGACUAAAACAAGCCAGCUACAGAUCAAAAAUCCUUUAAUGCUUGGGGGUGUGGGAUUCAAGACUGCAGGAGGAAAUGUUUUGAAAGUUUCAAAAAAGUGCCUGAGCAAAGCUAGAGCUUUGUUUGCAGAUUUAGAGGAGAAUCUUGUGACAAGUCAAAACCCACCUGACAAACAAACCAAUUCUAAAACCCUGCAUAAGCGCAGUGUGAAUUAUCACACUGGUGACCUUUUGCAUCUUCAAAAGGAUAAUUCAAAAUUCACAGAUGAUCCCGGAGAAAGGGUUCAGAGCUGUUUUUCCAACGCGAUGGAGUCUGUCUGUCCAGACAGAAAACCACGCGGAGAUGAAGAUGCUCUAAAAACUUUGAACAGCAGCAUAAUGCACACAACCACGCAUCAAAGGGGGUUCCAGAUGGCCAAUGGGAAAGGGAUUUCUACUUCAGCGAAAGCUAUGCAAGAGGUAGAUGCUUUCUUCAAAGACUGUGAAGUUAUCGACGGUAAUGCUGGCAUGUCAGUUAAGCCUAAAAAGAGCAUACCCUUGCCUGAAAGUGUCAGUCUUAAGGAAACCCUUCCAAAAGGUAUAAAUGGUCAAGGGAUAAAAGAAAACCUUGCUGAAGAACCAAUUAAUGAGUGUGAAAAUGUGAAUGGUGGUCCAGCUGCACGCCAUACAGAAGUUGUACAACAUAAUAUGGACAGUCACAAUUUUGGUGUCAAGAGUACACUGGCUUUAACAAAUGCAGCCUCUUUCAGUGAAAACACUUCUUCGACUGCAAAGGCACAUUCAUCUCUCUCUUGCGCAACGUCAAAGAGGAUUGGCCCCUCUGCCAUCAGUGAAGUGAGCGAUGGAGGUGGAUUUUGUUUAGCCAGUGGGGCGAAAGUAUCUACGUCAGCUGAUGCAAUGAAAAAAGCAGAGCAUCUUUUGAAUGAAAUUCAUCCACUUAAGGACGCAAACCAACAACCGAAACAAAAAGGAGAAGCUAUAAGAACAGGCCAUCUCAACAAUCAAAUUCAGGUUCGACCAUCUAAAAUUGGGAGCUUUCAUGCAGCCAGGGGCAAACGAGUGGCCAUUUCAUCUGCAGCUCUCAGGAAAGCCAAACUGUUGAGUGAAUGUGAUAAAGUUGAGGAUAAAAUCUGUCUAAAACCAACACAUUCCAAGAUGGCAGUCCCUGGUCCAAUAUCCAGGAAUAGUGGAUUUCUUGCAGCCAGUGGGAAGCCAGUAGCAUUUUCAUCUGAGGCCCUCCAGAAGGCAAAAGCUCUCUUCAGUGACAUCAGCUUGAGUGCAGAGAUCCCAGCUGUUCCAGACACAAGGAACAGUGACACGAAACAAGAUGAUGCUGACAAUACAGAGAAAAAACAUUGUGGUUUCACAACUGCAGGGGGAGCAAAAGUCCACGUGUCACAGAAAAGUCUGUUGAAAGCAAAAAACCUUUUGGAAGAGUUUGAUGAUGGUUCUAUUUCAACAAAAGCAAUGCAAGAAGCAGAUGCUUUCUUCAAGGACUGUGACAUGGAUGAUAACGAUGCCAUGUCAGUAAAACAUGAGAAAGGUAUAUCAUCUGUGAGUGGAAGUGGCAUUGGAAAGAAAAACCUUUCAAAAUUUAAAAAAAAUCACAAGGUGUCAAUGAAAAUAUCUGAAGAGCCUGGAGGUGGGCGCACUGAGUUUGAAAAUGUGAGCGUGGGAUUGGUUGUAAACCAUGAAAAGAUGAUGCAUCCUGAUGACAUGGAGAUUCACAAAGAUGUUGUUAAGAACACAUUGGAUUCCACCAAAGCACCUUCUUUACAUGGAAACCCAACUUUGAUGACAGGGCAACUUUCUCUCAAGUCGUGCACAACAUCAAUUGAUUCCUCAGCCAACAUUGAAUUGAGCAAAGGUGCUGGUUUCUCUACAGCCAGUGGGAAGAAAGUAUCUGUUUCAGAUGAUGCACUGACAAAAGCAAAGUCUCUAUUGAAUGAAAGUGCUACGUUUGAGGACACAAACAAACAACUGAAACACAAAGAAGACAUCUUUCCAACACAUAACGGUGGAUUUCAGAUGGCCAGUGGCAAAGGAGUUACAAUUUCAUCUGCAGCUGAAAAGAAAGCAAAAACCCUUUUAAAUGAAUGUGAUAAAGUUGAGGAUAAAAUCUAUCUAAAACCAACACAUUCCAAGAUGGCAGUCCCUGGUCCACAAUCCAGGAAUAGUGGAUUUCUUGCAGCCAGUGGGAAGCCAGUAGCCUUUUCAUCUGAGGCCCUCCAGAAGGCAAAAGCUCUCUUCAGUGACAUCAGCUUGAGUGCAGAGAUCCCAGCUGUUCCAGACACAAGGAACAGCGACAAGAAACAAGACAAUGCUGACAAUACAGAGAAAAAACAUUGUGGUUUCACAACUGCAGGGGGAGCAAAAGUCCAUGUGUCACAGAAAAGUCUGUUGAAAGCAAAAAACCUUUUGGAAGAGUUUGAUGAUGGUUCUAUUUCAACAAAAGCAGUGCAAGAAGCAGAGGCUUUCUUCAAGGACUGUGACAUUAUGGAUGAUAACAAUGCCAUGUCAGUAAAACAUGAGAAAAGUAUAGCAUCUGUGAGUGGAAGUGGCAUUGGGAAGAAAAACCUUUCAAAAUUUAAAAAAGAUCACAAGGUGUCAAUCAAAAUGCCUGAAGAGCCUGGAGGUGGGCGCACUGAGUUUGAAAAUGUGAGCGUGGGAUUGGUUGUAAACCAUGAAAAGAUGAUGCAUCCUGAUGACAUGGAGAUUCACAAAGAUGAUGUUAAGAACACAUUGGAUUCCACCAAAGCACCUUCUUUACAUGGAAACCCAACUUUGAUGACAGGGCAACUUUCUCUUAAAUCGUGCACAACUUCAAUUGAUUCCUCCGCCAACAUUGAAUUGAGCAAAGGUGCUGGGUUCUGUACAGCCAGUGGGAAGAAAGUAUCUGUUUCAGAUGAUGCACUGACAAAAGCAAAGUCUCUACUGAAUGAAAGUGCUACGUUUGAGGACACAAACAAACAACUGAAACACAAAGAAGACAUCUUUCCAACACAUAACGGUGCAUUUCAAAUGGCCAGUAGCAAAGGAGUUACGAUUUCAUCUGCAGCUGUAAAGAAAGCAAAAAAACUUUUAAAUGAAUGUGAUAAAGUUGAGGAUACAAUCUGUCUAAAACCAACUAAUUCCAAAAUGGCAGUCCCUGGUCCAAUAUCCAGGAAUAGUGGAUUUCUUGCAGCAAGUGGGAAGCCAGUAGCAUUUUCAUCUGAGGCCCUCCAGAAGGCAAAAGCUCUCUUCAGUGACAUCAGCUUGAGUGCAGAGAUCCCAGCUGUUCCAGACACAAGAAACAGCGACAAGAAACAAGACAAUGCCGACAAUACAGAGAAAAAACAUUGUGGUUUCACAACUGCAGGGGGAGCAAAAGUCCACGUGUCACAGAAAAGUCUGUUGAAAGCAAAAAACCUUAUGACAGAAUUGGCCGAUGGGGAGUGUCACUCAAACUCACAUUCAACAAGCCCACAUGACACCCAUAAGUCAGAUCUAUCAAAAGCGAAAGAUGUGAAAAGAACUUUGAAUUGUUAUCUCAGCCCUGAAGAGGAAAUGUCAAGUGUGCUGGACGGUGAAAUAGAUCAGACAAGCAGCAGUGAGGGAUCUAAUGUCAAAAGGCAACAAGAGUCUUCAGUUGUAAACUUUCAGUCACUUAACCUAAGUGGCUGCACUGAAACCCAGCAGAGGUUUUUCGCCCAGGAAGCUCUGGACUGCACUAAAGCUUUGUUAGAGGAUGAAAGUGUAGCUGGCCAAAGUCUCUCAAUGACUUUAGAAAAUGUGCCACUGCAAGAAAACCCGGGAUUCAGCCACAGAUCUGCAGAGGAACAAAAAGGACCCAGGAAAAGAUCAGUCGAAGACCCAGAUAUGACUGGUCAGCCUCCCCUGAAAAGAAGAUUACUGGAAGAAUUUGACAGAACUGUCGAUGGCCCAAGAGGUUCAACCCUCCAUCCGGACAAAAGUUUUCCAAAUGAUAUAAUGAAAGACAGGAGGGUUUUCAAGUACAGCGUCUCUCUCCAUCCAAACAUCACCAGGCCAGACAGGAAUGGAAAGAAUUAUGUGGAAACCACAUUGCAAAAGACAAAAUCAACACAACAAUCAACCCCAGAAGACAGCAGAUCAGCACAUUCCAAGUUGCCAGUGUUUGUUCCUCCGUUCCUCAAGGAUGCAAAGACAGAGCGUCACAAGAAUCCAGUGCUUAAGAACGCAAAAACACCUACUUCCUUUGUUCCUCCAUUCAAAAAGCAAUUAACUGUUGUCCAAGAGAGCUCCUCUAAACCCCAGGGGGUAACACCCAUUAACAGCAACACUUAUGUACCGCCCACUAAAAAAACACAAAGCAAUACAGAUGUAACUGUUAAUAACAGCAAAGAAGACAUUCAGACGGUGGUCUCAGCUGACACUACAAAUGAUAAUCCGCUAAUUAAUCAAACCGUUACGGUUAGCUGUGGAUCCGUGGACUCUGCUGCAGAGGUGUCACGGGUGGAGGACCCAGUGUCUACAAGCCAAGACAUGUUUCAGGAUCUUCAUAAUAUAGAGCUGGCACGAGAUAUGCAAGACAUGAGGAUCAGGAAAAAGAAGCGCCAGACCAUUCGACCUUUGCCGGGGAGUUUGUUUCUCAUCAAAACAUCAGGAGUGUCGAGGAUACCAUUAAAAGCUGCAGUCAAUGGAAAGCCUCCUAGGAGAUACACUCAAAAACAGCUGUAUGGACGUGGAGUCCAUCAGCAUGUGUAUGAGAUCACCAGUGAGAUUGCAGAAUCUUUCCGCUUCAAUUUACGGCAGUUCCUCAAACAGGAAGCCUUUAUAGACAGCGGUGGUGUUCAGCUUGCUGAUGGAGGAUUACUGAUCCCCAGCAAUGAUGGGACUGCAGGGAAAGAAGAGUUUCAUAGAGCAUUAAGUGACACCCCAGGUGUGGACCCUAAACUGAUCAGUGAGGGGUGGGUGUACAAUCACUACCGAUGGAUUGUAUGGAAGCAGGCCUCCAUGGAAAGAUCAUUUCCAGAAACAAUGGGCAGCCUCUGUCUCACCCCAGAGCAGAUCCUCCUACAACUGAAGUACAGAUAUGAUGUAGAGGUGGACAACAGUCGCAGGCCGGCUCUGAGAAAAAUUAUGGAAAAGGACGACACAUCAGCCAAAACCCUGGUCCUCUGUGUUUGCGGGGUGGUCUCCAGGGGCCAGACCCUAAACAGACAAAGUUUCAAUGACACUAAGACUCCACAAGGGGCUGAUGCCAAGGUUGAAAACCCAUCUGCAGUUGUCUGGCUGACAGAUGGAUGGUACGCCAUUAAAGCCCAGCUGGAUGAACCUUUGACUGCCAUGCUUAACAAAGGGCGAGUGGCUGUCGGUGGGAAGUUGAUCAUCCAUGGAGCUCAGCUGGUGGGUUCUCAAGAUGCUUGCUCCCCUCUGGAGGCACCUGAAUCUCUCAUGUUAAAGAUUUGCGCCAAUAGCAGCAGACCCACUCGAUGGGAUGCUAAGCUGGGAUUUCACAGGGAUCCACGGCCAUUCCUGCUUCCUGUCUCUUGUUUGUACAGCAACGGAGGACCAGUAGGAUGUGUGGACAUUAUCAUUUUGAGAAGCUACCCAAUCCAGUGGAUGGAGAGGAAACCAGACGGAGGCGUGGUGUUCCGUUCUGAUCGUGCUGAGGAGAAGGAGGCGAGACGAUACGACGGCAACAAACAAAAAGCUUUGGAGAUCCUGUAUGCCAAGAUUCAAGCUGAAUUUGAAAAGGAGGACAAAGGAAAUAAACCUCAACAUAGAAGACGGACAUUCACCCGACAGGAGAUUUCAAGACUUCAAGAUGGAGAUGAGCUGUAUGAAGCAGUGGGGAAUGACCCAGCUUACCUCGAGGCUCAUUUGAGUGAAGAGCAGUUGGAGACUCUGCGUACCUUCCGGUGUUCUCUCAUGGAGAAGAAGCAGGCGGUACUGCAGGAUCGCUACCGGCGAGCAUUAGAAAGUGCAGAGGACAGCGAAGGUAUUUGUCCCAAGCGAGAGGUUACACCUGUGUGGAGACUGUGCGUUGCUGACUCCAUGGACCAACCAGGCAGUGUUUACCAGUUGAAUCUUUGGCGACCUUCCUCGGAUCUUCAGUCUUUAGCGAAGGAAGGCUGUCGAUACAAAGUCUACAACCUUACCACGUCGGAUGGAAAGAAACAUGGUUGUAGCACAACAGUUCAGCUGACUGGGACAAAGAAAUCACAGUUUCAGGACCUACAGGCUUCUCAGGAAAUGUUAGCAACACGUUUUCAACCAAGGGUCUCUACCUGUUUUGUGGAUCUUCAAAACCCAGAAUUCCAGCCGCUGUGUGGAGAAAUUGAUCUCACAGGAUAUGUCAUCAGUAUCGUAGAUGGGCAGGGUUUCUCUCCUGCAUUUUAUUUGACCGAUGGGAAACUGAACUUUGUGAAAGUGCGCUGUUUCAGCAGCCUUGCUCAGGCUGGCUUGGAAGAUUUGGUAAAACCACAUGUCCUUUUGGCCCUGAGCAACCUGCAGCUGAGAGGUCAGUCCACAUCUCCCACUCCCGUUGUGUACGCUGGAGAUCUGACCCUCUUCUCAACAAACCCCAAGGAAGCACAUCUGCAGGAAUCCCUCAGCCAACUCAAAAACUUGAUCCAGGGUCAGGAGAACUUCCUUCAAAUUGCUGAGAAGAAGUUUUCACAUUUGGUCCAAUCUGAUGGCCUAAAGUCCAUCUCCUCUCCAGCUCUGCAAACACGAACCCCAGCUUCUGCAUCGGUCAGAAGACAAGACACAAGAACAAGUGUGACCCCUCAGCAGCCAGUCAGAAGCCUUGGAGCAUUCACACCGGUCAGUAGGAAACCUCCUGCAGCAAACUGUUUGUCAGAGAAAGACCCCGUCAGCCUGAAGAGGAAAAGAGCUCUGGACUAUCUGUCUCGCAUCCCUUCUCCACCAUCUCUCUCCCAUCUUGGCUCAGUGGCAUCUCCAUUUAUAAAUAAGACAUUCAACCCCCCUCGGAGGUCUGGAACACCUUGCACUUUAAAAACUGUACAGACUCCAGCUUGCAAACCUAUCAAUCCACCCGUGGAGGAUGAUUGGGUGAAUGACGAAGAACUGGCUAUGAUUGAUACUCAGGCAUUGCGUGGUGGGAAUUUAGUAUAGGAGUGUAACUUAACUGUAAAAACAAAACUGUACAAAUGAGUGAAUGUAAAAGCUGUCUACGGCAUAUAUUCUGUGUUGUUUUUCUGUGUUGUUUUUGUGGUCUCAUUGGACCCAUUAAAGAAGUGAAAUCACUUCACAUUAGUAAAUCAUGGCAUCACUUUA
This is a messenger RNA of Etheostoma cragini (Arkansas darter), 10263 nucleotides long. RefSeq names its product BRCA2 DNA repair associated (gene brca2). Gene Ontology annotation, cellular component: nucleus. The transcript has 27 exons. The coding region runs from base 208 to 10101 and encodes 3297 amino acids. NCBI's taxonomy places the organism in Eukaryota, Metazoa, Chordata, Actinopteri, Perciformes, Percidae. Gene Ontology annotation, biological process: regulation of DNA-templated transcription; double-strand break repair via homologous recombination. The record is from RefSeq and is a predicted model, not a curated record.